AUGAUGAUGCUAGGACACACGGCCAAUGCCAAGAAGAGCAGCAAGUUCGAGGACUCGGACAGUCGCAUGUCCAGGCCCAGGGCCGUGUCCGAGCUGCCGCAGCGUCCAGCACAGCGCCUGAAGCCGGCGGCGGCGGCGGGCACGGAGGCAAGCGGCGGCACGCCGCGCCGCGCUCUCGGCGUGCGGGUGACGGCGGCGCCGCGCAGCCCGUUGCAGGAGAAGAAGCCCGCCACUGCUAGUGGUGGUGGUGCCGGCGCGGGGACGCGGGUGGCGGACCUGGAGGCGAAGCUGGAGAGGGCCCACGGCCAGCUCCAGGGGAUGCGGGAGCAGCUCGCGGCGGCCGAGAAGGCCAGGAAGGACGCGCGGGCAGCGCUCGUGGAGGCCAAGAAGCGCUUGGCCGCAAAGAAGAAGGACGAUCUCGCGGGUACGGGGCCGGUCGAGCACGAUGGCGGCAAGGAGCUAGCGUCGUCAGCACCCAAAGCUUCUGCUGGUGUCGAGGAGCGUGACGACGAGGAGAAAAGCUACGUGGCGGUAGCGCCGAGAGAGUCGGUGAACAACGAGGGCCCGGUGUUCGAGGAGGGCAACAAGACUAGUGAUGGGGAGGAGGCGAGCAAUGUCGUUGACGAUGACGACGAUGGCAACAACAACAAGAAGGUAGGCCCGGAGGUCGAGAUGCUGAGGGCGAAGCUGAUGGCGAAGGACAUGGAGGUCUACGAGCUCAGGGCGAAGCUGAUGGUGAUAGACACGGAGGUUGACGAUCUGAGGGCCAAAGUGAUGGCCAAGAGCACGGAGCUCGACGAGCUGAAGGCGGCGCUGAUGGCGAGCAACGAGCUAGUCGACAAGCUAACGGCGAAUCUGCUGGUCAAAGACGCGGAGAUCGCGGCUCUCGAAGCCGACAACGCCGACCUCACCAAGAUGGCCGAAGACGCCGCCGAGGCCGCGAAGUCGACGGCGGCGAGGGCGAGGGAGACCGAGCACGCGCUGAGGGAGAGCGCGGCGCGGGAGGCCCGGCUCGCCGAGCGGCUGCGGGCUUCGGAGCACGCCCGGGACGCGCUGGAGGCCGAGGCGCAGCGCUCGCGCGUGCAGAGCGAGCAGUGGCGCAAGGCGGCCGAGGAGGCUGCCGCGGUGCUAGCAGGCAGCGGCGGCGCCGUGGACAACGGCGGGUACGACAAACGGCGCCACUGGUCUGGCUCGGCCUGCGCCGGUGGUGGUGGUGGGAGUGACAGCAAGGCGGUGGCCAAGGACGACGACGAAGACGGAGCCAGUGGCAAGCGCAAGGCUGGCGGCGCCAUGCGGGCGCUCAGCGACCUGUGGAAGAAGAAGGCGCAGAAGUGA
Molecule: messenger RNA, 1335 nt
Organism: Miscanthus lutarioriparius
Lineage: Eukaryota; Viridiplantae; Streptophyta; Magnoliopsida; Poales; Poaceae
Source: the annotation of a GenBank genome assembly